AUGUCCAGUAGAUCCGAAGAAAGUCUGUUCAGGGGCGGCGGCUCCGACCGGGACUUGAAGAUGGCUUCUUCCAGCAACACUUCUCCGGAGGGUGGGCCCCCCGCUCCCUUUCACCAUGGCCGGAUUCGGCAGUCUGACAGCAGCACGAGUUUUCUCAGAGCGGCCCGAGCAGGAAAUCUUGACAAAGUGCUGGAGUUUUUGAAAAGUGGUAUUGACAUCUGCACUUGUAACCAGAAUGGGUUAAACGCUCUACACCUGGCAGCCAAAGAAGGACACACAGAUUUAGUGGAGGAGCUUUUAGAUCGAGGAUCACAAGUUGACUCUUCCACAAAGAAAGGAAACACUGCACUCCACAUUGCGGCUUUAGCUGGACAAAAAGAGGUGGUGCGGCUCUUAGUCAAAAGAGGGGCAAAUAUUAACUCCCAGUCACAGAAUGGCUUCACACCACUCUACAUGGCGGCCCAGGAGAAUCAUCUAGAAGUGGUGAAGUAUUUGCUGGAAAAUGAAGGAAACCAAAGCAUCGCAACAGAAGAUGGCUUCACUCCGCUGGCCAUUGCUCUGCAGCAGGGCCAUAACCCUGUGGUGUCCCUGCUGUUGGAGCACGACACAAAGGGAAAGGUCCGACUGCCUGCGUUACACAUCGCCGCUCGCAAAGACGACACCAAGUCUGCGGCACUCCUGCUGCAAAACGACCACAACGCGGAUGUCCAGUCAAAGAGUGGUUUCACUCCUCUGCACAUCGCCGCUCACUACGGUAAUGUGAAUGUCUCCACCUUGUUGCUGAACAGAGGAGCUGCUGUGGACUUCACAGCCAGGAAUGGAAUUACUCCUCUUCAUGUGGCUUCAAAGCGUGGGAACACCAACAUGGUGGCUUUGUUGCUUGACCGAGGCGGUCAGAUUGAUGCCAAAACUCGAGAUGGUCUGACUCCACUUCACUGUGCAGCAAGAAGCGGGCAUGACCCGGCACUGGAGAUCCUUUUGGACAAAGGAGCUCCCAUUCUUGCAAGAACUAAGAAUGGACUGUCUCCUUUGCACAUGUCAGCCCAAGGAGACCACGUGGAGUGUGUGAAGCUCCUGCUGCAACACAAAGCCCCUGUAGAUGACGUCACACUUGACUACCUCACCGCACUGCAUGUUGCCGCUCACUGUGGCCACUACAGAGUCACCAAGCUUCUCCUAGACAAAAAGGCUAACCCUAAUGCAAGAGCAUUGAAUGGAUUCACUCCUCUUCACAUCGCAUGCAAGAAGAACAGAGUUAAAGUGAUGGAGCUUUUGGUUAAAUACGGUGCCUCCAUUCAGGCAAUAACUGAGUCUGGUUUGACUCCCAUUCAUGUAGCUGCCUUCAUGGGCCACCUCAACAUUGUUCUACUUUUGCUGCAAAAUGGAGCUUCACCUGAUAUUCGUAACAUUCGUGGUGAAACAGCACUACAUAUGGCAGCAAGAGCUGGUCAGAUGGAAGUUGUUCGCUGUUUGCUAAGAAAUGGUGCUUUUGUAGAUGCUAUGGCCAGGGAGGACCAAACUCCUCUCCACAUUGCCUCUCGUUUAGGAAAAACAGAUAUAGUCCAGCUCCUGUUGCAGCACAUGGCUCAUCCAGAUGCUGCCACCACCAACGGUUACACUCCGCUCCACAUCUCAGCCCGAGAAGGGCAGGUGGAGACUGCAGCUGUGCUCCUGGAGGCAGGAGCCUCGCACUCGCUUGCCACUAAGAAAGGAUUUACCCCAUUACAUGUAGCAGCUAAAUAUGGAAGCCUUGAUGUAGCAAAACUCCUUCUUCAAAAGAAAGCUCUUACUGAUGAUGUCGGAAAGAAUGGUCUAUCCCCACUCCACGUGGCAGCUCAUUAUGACAACCAGGAAGUGGCGCUGCUGCUUCUUGAUAAAGGCGCAUCACCUCAUGUCACUGCAAAAAAUGGCUACACCCCUCUGCACAUUGCUGCUAAAAAGAACCAACACAACCUAGCACUCUCGCUGCUGCAGUCUGGAGCAGAGACCAACGCUUUGACCAAACAGAGCGUCAGUCCGUUGCACCUCGCAGCUCAGGAAGGACAUGCUGAGAUGGCUGCUCUGCUGAUAGGGAAAGGAGCACAUGUCAAUGCAGCAACUAAAACUGGCCUGACUCCUCUUCAUCUCACUGCCCAAGAGGACAGAGUAAAUGCGGCAGAAGUAUUAGCUAAAAACGACGCUAAUUUAGAUCAGCAAACAAAGCUUGGAUAUACUCCUCUGAUAGUUGCCUGCCACUAUGGAAAUGCCAAGAUGGUUAACUUCUUGUUACAACAUGGAGCCAAUGUGAAUGCAAAAACAAAGAAUGGAUACUCACCUCUUCACCAAGCAGCACAGCAGGGGAACACACACAUCAUAAACGUUUUGUUGCAACAUGGAGCAAAACCAAAUGCUACAACAGUGAACGGAAACACCGCUUUAUCGAUUGCCAAACGUCUGGGUUACAUCUCUGUGGUAGACACCCUGAAAGUGGUAUCAGAAGACAUCAUCACUACCACCACAACAAUAACAGAGAAACACAAGCUGAACGUGCCAGAGACAAUGACCGAAGACUUAGAUGUAUCGGACGAAGAGGCUUUUAGGCUUGAUGACGAGACUUGUUCUGACGGGUCUGUAGAGGUGGAAGGAGAGGAUACAAUGACCGGUGACGGAGGCGAGUACCUGAGAGCUGAAGAUCUCCGAGAGUUGGGAGAUGAUUCACUGCAAGGACAUUAUUUAGAUGGUUUCAGCUACAUGAGCCACAACCUGGACAGCUUUCAUCGGGGAGAAGGAGUUCUUAUUGAACAUAUGAUUUCAAGCCAUCAAGUAUCAGCUCUGUCGAGAGAGGACAAGGAGUCAUUUCGUCUAAGCUGGGGAGCUGAACAUCUAGAUAAUGUGGUGCUGUCUACCACACUGCUGAACUCUGGCCGCUCCACUCCGUGUCUAGACCAUGACAACAGCAGCUUCCUGGUCAGUUUUAUGGUGGAUGCUAGAGGUGGAGCCAUGCGUGGUUGCCGUCACAAUGGGCUUCGUAUUAUUGUUCCACCGAGAAAGUGUUCAGCUCCUACAAGAGUGACAUGCAGGCUGGUGAAGAGGCACCGCUUAGCUUCAAUGCCUCCUAUGGUCGAGGGUGAGGGCUUGGCUGGUCGUAUCAUUGAAGUCGGACCCACUGGAGCUCAGUUCUUAGGUAAACUACAUCUGCCCACUGCUCCACCCCCUCUGAAUGAGGGUGAGAGCCUGGUCAGUCGCAUUCUCCAGCUGGGUCCUCCAGGGACCAAGUUCCUCGGGCCCGUCAUUGUGGAGAUCCCCCAUUUUGCAGCACUGCGGGGCACGGAGAGAGAGCUCGUCAUCUUGAGAAGUGAGACCGGAGAAAACUGGAGAGAGCACCAUUGUGAUUUCACUGAAGAGGAACUCAACCAGAUACUUAAUGGCAUGGAUGAAAAGCUUGAUUCCCCUGAAGAACUGGAGAAAAAAAGAAUAUGCCGAAUCAUCACACGAGACUUCCCCCAGUACUUUGCCGUUGUGUCCCGAAUAAAGCAAGACAGCCAUUUGAUUGGUCCAGAGGGAGGGGUCUUGAGCAGUACCUUGGUUCCUCAGGUCCAAGCGGUGUUCCCUGAAGGAGCACUCACCAAAAAGAUACGAGUGGGUUUGCAGGCUCAGCCAAUUGAUGUUGACACACACGCAAACAGUGAAGAUCAGAGCACAGCCUUCAAUGGCGAGACACCAACUUUAAGAUUGCUUUGCAGUAUUACUGGUGGUACAACUCCAGCACAGUGGGAGGACAUUACAGGAUCUACGCCUUUAACCUUUGUAAACCAAUGUGUUUCAUUUACAACCAAUGUAUCAGCAAGGUUCUGGCUUAUUGACUGCAGACAAACUCAAGAAUCGACAUUAGAUCCUAUUGAGGCCCGACUUCGCUGCUUCUGUAUGACUGAUGACAAGAUGGACAAAACGUUGGAACAGCAAGAGAACUUCACAGAAGUUGCACGCAGCAGAGAUGUCGAGGUGCUGGAAGGAAAACCAAUCUUCGCAGACUGCUUUGGCAAUCUGGUUCCUCUGACCAAGAGUGGACAACAUCAUGUAUUCAGCUUUUUUGCUUUCAAGGAGAACAGAUUAGCCCUUUUCAUAAAGAUUCGUGACACUUCGCAAGAGCCGUGUGGACGUCUGUCUUUUACAAAGGAUCCACGCACCUAUCGCAGUCUUAAUCACAACGCUAUCUGCAACCUCAAUAUUACCCUACCAACAUACUCAAAGGAAUCAGACUCAGACCAAGAUGCAGAUGAUGAGAGUGAAAGAAGCGACAAAAAAUUAGAUUGGCAGGAUGAUACUGACAGAAAAGAGGAGACAUUGACAAUCAUCGCGGAUCUUCUUGGCUUCAGCUGGACUGAGCUUGCUAGAGAACUUGAAUUUAGUGAAGAUGACAUCCAAGUCAUUAGAACAGAAAAUCCCAAUUCACUUCAGGAACAGAGCCACGCCUUGCUUCAGCGCUGGGUUGAAAGGGAAGGGAAACAUGCCACUGAGGAUUGUUUAGUAAAAAGACUAACGAAGAUCAACCGCAUGGACAUAGUACAUCUUAUUGAAACUCAAAUGAACAAGUCAGUCAUCGAACAAACAUCAAGGACCUACGCAGAAAUUGAGAAGACACUAGAUCACAGUGAAGUGUCAGUAGCCUUGUCUUCUGUGCAAGAGGAUGUAGAUAGUCCUAGAAUUAACCUGUUGAACCCUCUCAUUCAGAAAGCUUACAUGAUUUACUCGAGGACCUUGAGAUUCCACAAGAAUUGA
Knipowitschia caucasica is the source of this 4758-nucleotide messenger RNA. NCBI's taxonomy places the organism in Eukaryota, Metazoa, Chordata, Actinopteri, Gobiiformes, Gobiidae. The record is from the annotation of a GenBank genome assembly.